Molecule: messenger RNA, 3286 nt
Organism: Ooceraea biroi (clonal raider ant)
Lineage: Eukaryota; Metazoa; Arthropoda; Insecta; Hymenoptera; Formicidae
Molecular function (GO): RNA binding
Source: RefSeq, a predicted model, not a curated record
AGAAAGUGUCUAGAAACGCUUCGAAGCGUGACUUGGACCGUACCCCGUAUUUGACUAUCCGAUAAAUUUGGAUAACUCAUUGUAGCAUGUCAAGUUGCACGUUGUACAGUAUAAAAUAGAAAACCUUAUCAGUAAUACUUAUUAAUAACGAAAUAGAAAUCUGGAAUAAUAAAUUGAUUAAUAAACGCAUUUGAUAAAGCAUUGCUUAUCGAUCAACUUGCCGGCCGGUGUAUUUAUUGUAUGCAAUAGAAGUAAAGAACGAUUCGCAAUAGUGGACACUAAUAAGAUAAAAAGCACGUGUGCUGCAACUGUAAUACAUUUAUUGGACAAGUUAACCUAAUCUAACCUAAUCAUAGUUCACUCAUGAUACAUACAACGUGAUAUUGAUUAGCAUUACUAAAUUGUGAGUUGCUUAUCGAAUAUAAAGAAGUCUCGAGGUGAGGAGCAUAGAUUUGAAAAAAGGCAAGAGCUUCUUCCAUUGUGAUGAAUUGUGAUAAGUAUUACAAAGUAGAGAACGAUGGGACGUACAAUGUACAUUUUUUGAACAGCGAGGGAUACAAUAUAGAAGAAAUAAAAGGCAUAUUUUCAGCUUUUGGAAAAGUUUUAGCGGUAAAUGUUGCCGGAGAUACCUAUGGAUAUAGAUUUAUCAAGUAUAGGACGUUGGAUGAAAUAAUCCGUUGUGUCCAAGGCUUACAAAAUAACAGUUCGAUACGAUUAUUGCCAGAAAAGUUGAGACAUAAUGUAAGCAGAAAGGUGGAAGAGAACGAUUCAAAUCAGUGGCAGCUACCAAAGAGAGAAAACUCAUUCUCUCUCUUUAAUAUUGAUAAGCAAUUUACAUCAAACUUUCAUGACACAAACCUGAAAGCGACACCCACUUUCAAUCUACAAACUUAUGAGCAAGAUAACAUAUCUGAUAAAGCUCAAGCUUACUUGAAUAUCAAUUCUGAAAAUGCGAUACAUUACAAUAAAUAUAGGGCAGACACAAUUAAUUCAGGGAAAUCAAAUUCGUCGGAUUCUAACAGACAUUCUCCAUUUUUAGGACAAGAAGGUUGCAGCGACAAGAACUUUUCAAACACAAUGAAUUUUGAAAGAUAUUACAGAGAAACGAAGGAUUCGUGUUACAGCGUACAUUUUAUAAACAAAAAAGGCCUUACCUUGGACGAGAUAAAGGAAUUAUUUUCAUCGUAUGGAAACGUCUUAAAUGUAUAUGAUAAUGAUAAUAGAUUCGUGUUUGUCAAAUAUAAAACAGUAGCUGAGACGGUGAACUGUUUGAAAGGAUUACAGAACAACAGUACAAUAAGCAUAUUACCACAAAAGGAUAAAAUGAACAGUACGACUAAGAGAACGGAUCAAAACGGAAGUCAAGAAACGUCCACUACUAGGACGCGACUCUCGAGCUUCAGUUAUAAUAAAACACCCGCGGAAGCUGGAAACAGAUUGUCAUCGUUUGUUAUGAGAACAUCGAAUUUAAGUAACAGAAAAGAUGACAAAUCACCUUUGGCAUCCACCGAGAAACUCUCAAUUUCCUCGAGACAAGAACAUUUCGGCAGUGAUAAAGCGUCCAAUGAGAAACCCGCACUUUCCUCGAGACAAGAAAACUUCGGCAGCGAUAAAGCAUCUGAUCACAAUUGGACGCAAGGACAAUCGGAUGGUUCCUCUCAUUUUCUGGCAAAAGCUGAUGGGGACAACUACGUGGAUAAUAAUAUAAGUAACAUACCGGCCUUAAUUUCUGACGCGGAAAUAAAGAAGAGAGAUUUCGAUGCUACAUCGGAGUCGUCGUUACUAGCGGAACUGAAUAAUGCCUCGGCCAAAACGUUUGUAAUGCCGAUGCAGGAAGUAAUUGUUGCUAACAUUCAUACGAACUAUGGCAUGUAUUACAUUUUACAUUUGUUUGAAAAAUAUAAUCCAAUUGCGGCGACGACGGUACAGACUAUCCCUGAAACUGACAUACGGUAUUGUCACGUUUAUUUUGAGACCGUACAGGAUGCUACGGCGGUUGAAAAAGAAUUCGAUAACUUUGUUUUAUCUGGAAGAAGCCUUAUUGUUUUACGAAAAUUACAGUUGAUUAAAGAAGUUAAGAUUAAAUAGCACUUCUUAUAUAUAUUUUUUUAUUUUCAUUACACUAAUACUUAUUAAAAUGAGACCUUUUCUUGCUAAUGAGUUUACUCCCUUUUUUUAUGAAAGAAGUUUAUUUUUAUACAUUUAUAAUUUUUCGCUUUACUUAAAUAAUUAUUUUUUUAAUAUGCAAUACAACGGUUCCAAGCGCAGCUAGGUAUUGGUGCCAAUCAUUUAUUCAUCCAAAGUAAUUUGCAGACGUUUCGGUCCACGUUGGACCCUCUUCAGUGCAGAAACGUCUGUAUUUUACUUUGGAUGAAUAAAUGAUUGGCACCAAUACCUAGCUGCGCUUGGAACCGUUGUAUUGCAUAUUAUUGAAUUACCGAGCACUUGAAUUGGAACGAGAAUUAUUUUUUUGUAAUGCAUUUUCUGUAAAAGAUUUACAUUUUUAAUUUAUAAUAAAAUAUUCGAAUAUCACAUCGCACAUAGAGUUUUAUACAAAGUCUAUAAAAACAGUUUCAAGAAUGAACUGAGGCAUGAACAACUGUAAUAAUCGUAAUGAAGAUAUCUUAAUGAGAUGUAAUCUCUAAUAUUAAAAUAUGAUGUAAAAUAUGUUUACUAUGAUGAUGAGAAAAAGAUUGUAAUGACUAUGUUUCUGAAUGUAUGAGCAUUAGGGUGGAUCUUAUUUUCUAACUUCGAAAUUUGUUUCGCGACGUCCCCUAAAGUUGUUUCGUUUGAUGAAAAAAAUUGCGCUCGAUCGGACAAUGGAAAGGCGUUUGAGACUGGCACAUCUUGCUAAGUUUUAAUAAUUCGACAUGACAUAUAGAGGCAACGAAUUUCUAAAGUGUUAAUUGAAAUUGAAGUUCAUAUUUUUAAAAAUAUGCAUCUUUUUCUUUAAAACUAUUAUUUUUAUUUUGUUAAAUACAUGUAUUUUUAAUACUAAAAUAUAAGCUGAGCAUUGUCAUACAAAUAAGUUUCCUCCUUGCCCUCCCAAGCAAGGCAAUCCACAAAAGAAGAGAACAAAUAUCGAAGAUUCUAGUCACAUUAGUAUAUUCUUCGUGUUCAAGCAGAGCAACAAUUAUCGAGAAUUACUCGAACUCGUAGUUGUAGACUGUAUCUUUUUAGAGAAUUUCUUUUCAAACUCCAGGAGUUUCUCACCAUGCCUGAUGGAUGGCUAAGUCCAUUUAUUGUUUAAAAAUGAUUUUAUCUCGAAACGACUUUAAUAUAUAGU